Corticium candelabrum is the source of this 1260-nucleotide messenger RNA. RefSeq lists its product as uncharacterized. The transcript has a single exon. NCBI's taxonomy places the organism in Eukaryota, Metazoa, Porifera, Homoscleromorpha, Homosclerophorida, Plakinidae. The coding region runs from base 1 to 1260 and encodes 419 amino acids. The record is from RefSeq and is a predicted model, not a curated record.
AUGAGGUACGGAUUGAGAGUGUUCGCACACGAGCAGCUGCAAAGAGAGCGGCUCAGACAGACGAAGAAAGGUGCAAAGAGAGCGGCUCAGACAGACGAAGAAAGGGAGACUGAGAUACGAGAACGUCAUCUGCGUACGUCAAUUGGAUCAGCACGUCAUUGCACUCCAGCACGUGACAUACUCUUUGAAGUAUUGAAGAUCUCCGGUGCUGCAUUUAAUUACGACUCAUCUCUUGAUUAUUCAAAUGCGGCGCAGAUUGGAUCGAUGUCUCAGAGCUGCGGGAACUGUGGAGCAUUGAAAUGGCAGAAGGAAACGAAAGGCAUGUGCUGCUCGAAUGGCAAAGUUUCUUUGCCAACACUUACUGCUCCUCCAGAACCUCUCCAAACUCUGCUAAAAGGAGAAACAGCAGAGAGCGGUUAUUUUCUCAAUAACAUGCGCAAGUACAACAGCUGUUUUCAGAUGACGAGUUUUGGAGCUGACAAAGAAGUCACUGAGCAUGGCUACAUGCCAACUUUUAAGGUUCAAUGGCAAGUUUAUCACACUAUCGGCAGUCUUCUUCCAAUGGCCGGUGAAGAGGCCAAGUUUCUCCAGAUCUACUUCAUUGGAGACCCAAAAGACCAGGCUAAACGACGAGGUCAGGUUAUUCCUGGAACCAGGCUCCCCAUUAUCCGGUCCCUUCAAGACAUGCUUCACAAAAACAACUAUUUGGUCCGCAGUUUCAAGUACGCAUUUGAAAACCAUCCAGGAAGAGAGUUUGACAUUGUCAUCAAUCCUGACAAGGUACCUUCGGGGGAACAUCGUCGUCGCUUCAAUGCUCCUGUUGUUUCUGAGGUGGCAGCUGUCAUUUCUGGGUACGAGAAGGAACAGCGUGACAUCGUAAUCAGACACAGAAACAAUGAACUGAAGAGGAUCAGUUCAUCUAAUAGGGCGUACGACGGACUUCAAUAUCCACUCAUCUACACCAGAGGUGAAGACGGCUACUAUUGGCAAAUCUACAAGCAAGAUUCAGGUGGCGGUCCAAUAGACAAAAAGGUGACAGCUAUGGAGUUUUAUGCAUACCAUCUAAUGUUACGGCUAGGUUCUUCAGACCACCUCUUUCGUGAGCGAGACCUUUUUCAUCAGUUCUUGGUAGACACGUAUGCGAAUAUCGAAAGUGAGCGACUUGCUUACAUUGUCAGCCAUCAAAAAGAGCUUAGGGUAGACGAUUAUGCUCACCUUCGCGAUUCUAUCAAUAACGAUGCUGCCCAUGGCCAUGAAUGA